AUGGCCGCUGCUAGGAACAUAUUUAUGCGAUAUUGGUAUAGGCCAGAAAUAGUCCCGAUUUAUGUUGUAACUGGUAUAGCAGUUGCCGGUGCCGGUUGGUACCUUACUCGUCUUGCUCGUGGCCCAGAUGUCACCUGGGACAGGAAAAAUAACCCUUACCCAUGGCUCAAUGUUGAUCAAAAUACUCAAGUCAAGCUUAUUGCUAUAAACCAGAAAUUCGACAAGACGUAUUCACGCGAUCGAUUCUAG
Molecule: messenger RNA, 249 nt
Organism: Paraglomus occultum
Lineage: Eukaryota; Fungi; Glomeromycota; Glomeromycetes; Paraglomerales; Paraglomeraceae
Source: the annotation of a GenBank genome assembly